CGAAAACCCAAGCCGGCUGUAGAUUUUUCUCAAGGGCACCAAACCAACAGACGGAGUACCUAUAAAAACAGACAACAACCACAGGCCCUCGAAUUCCGGUCGCAGGCACCCUUUCCCUCCUACAAUCCUUCCUACCAUCCGUCAUCCUCGCGUCCGGCCCCGCCAUCGACGACAUCCCUCCCGAAAUCCCGCCAUACAUUAUGGAUGAGCAUGAGGAAAAUUUGGCUGAGCAAGACAUGGCUGGAGCAGCUGCUAACUCGGACAAUGAGAAACGGAGACAUGUUGAUAAUUUGGGAGCUGAAAUUGUUGAAAAGAGGUGGCCUGGGUGGCCUGGAGAGAAUGUUUUCCGAAUACUGGUUCCUGCUCAUAAAGUAGGUGGUAUAAUUGGCCGCAAGGGAGAGUAUAUCAAAAGAAUGUGCGAGGAAUCAAGAGCUCGUAUUAAGAUUCUUGAUGGUCCUCCUGGCUCACCAGAAAGAGCAGUAAUGAUAUCAGCGAAGGAGGAGCCAGAUGCACUCAUUUCUCCUGCUAUGGAUGGCCUGAUAAGAGUUCAUAAAUGUAUAAUCGAUAAUACAGAUGGCAAAUCUGCUCAAGCUCUACCAAGUACUGGCAACAUGGUACCAACACGACUACUGGUAGCAGCUUCACAAGCUGGAAGCCUUAUUGGAAAACAAGGAGCAACCAUAAAAUCCAUCCAAGAGGCGACUAAAUCUGUUGUCCGUAUUCUUGAAAAUGUACCUCCUGUUGCUCUGCAAGAUGACAGAGUUGUGGAGAUACAAGGAGAACACAUGGGAGUUCAUAAAGCUGUUGAACUUAUUGCAACUCAUUUGCGGAAGUUUUUAGUUGAUCGAAGUGUCCUCCCUUUAUUUGAAAUGCAAAUGUCAAUGCCAAAUGUGCAUAUGGAGCAGAACAACCCUCCUCCUCAACCCUGGGUCCACCCUCAAAGCGUUCCUCAAAAUCCUGGUGGUCCAGUUUAUGGGGGCAAUCCUCAGUUCAUGCCUCCACACCUGCCUGACAAUUUUUAUCCUCCACCAGGGCUUCCUCCCUUUGAAAGACAACCUCAUCAUGGUAUUUCUACGUAUGGACAAGAUGCACCCUUCAUCCGUUCAACUCCAAAUCAACAGCCAACAAUCUCCCAGGUCACAGAUUCAAUGCACAUCCCACUUGCAUAUGCCGAUGCUGUCAUUGGGACAGGUGGUGCAAGUAUCAGCUACAUCCGUCGUGCUAGUGGGGCAACCGUGACAAUACAGGAAUCAUGGGAAUUCCCCGGACAGAUGACUGUUGAGAUUAUUGGGAGUGCUACACAAGUUCAAACUGCUCGGCAAUUGAUACAGAAUUUCAUGGCCGAAGCUGCUGCUCCGAGUUCGGCUCCGGCGCAAAACACAUCAGUUCCUGUCAAUCAGGGAUACAGCUCGUACCCAUCACAUGGGCCCAUGUAUGGGUCUCCUCCAGUCAACAGUGGGCCUGCCUCCUACAAUUCUGGAGCAUACGACUCAACGUAUGGAGCCAGCUAUUAUGGAUAAUUGGCAAUCGAGAAGCUUGUGAUGUCUAGUUGGGACCCAUUGCCAUGGAUUAUUUGGACUUGCGGAUUUAUAAUGAGGUUGAUUCCAGCUACCUUUAGACAUCUCUUGCUUAGUUUCGUAUCAAGUCAACCAUGGAUGUUUAGCAUGCCUUGCCCCUCUCCAUUUUGUCCCCUUCUUGUAGUGGCCGUACCGAAUUUAUUUACUUUUUGGUUGUUGUGCACAUUCUUUACAUCCUGUGAUGGCUUUUUACUUUAUUUUAUGGGUAUUGCCUGAGUAGGAUGGUCUCGA
Molecule: messenger RNA, 1808 nt
Organism: Elaeis guineensis (African oil palm)
Lineage: Eukaryota; Viridiplantae; Streptophyta; Magnoliopsida; Arecales; Arecaceae
Product: flowering locus K homology domain
Molecular function (GO): RNA binding
Source: RefSeq, a predicted model, not a curated record